Molecule: messenger RNA, 5096 nt
Organism: Oncorhynchus keta (chum salmon)
Lineage: Eukaryota; Metazoa; Chordata; Actinopteri; Salmoniformes; Salmonidae
Product: ubiquitin carboxyl-terminal hydrolase 12
Exons: 10
Coding region: 369-1511 (380 amino acids)
Biological process (GO): protein deubiquitination
Cellular component (GO): nucleus; cytosol
Molecular function (GO): cysteine-type deubiquitinase activity; cysteine-type endopeptidase activity
Source: RefSeq, a predicted model, not a curated record
GGUUUUUCCUCUCUAUGUCCAUGCAUUCUUAGAUCUGCAUUCGUGCAUGACUGAUCUAUUAAACAUCCUGAGAGUGAGUUGCAUAGGCUACGAUUUAGCCUGCUUCGAUGUAUUAUCUGCGCAGCGACCAGUCAAUUAUAAUCCACCCAGUGCUAGUGCACAAACGUGUGUGCGCGUGUACUUUCUCUGCGAGCCUCGUUCUCGCCAUGAAGCUGGCCUGAGAGGAAACAGUGCAGAGUCAGAGCCGUGCAUCAACACUCCCUCGUCCCCAAACUGGACGGUGCAUAAAGGUCUCCCCUGAACUCCAACAGCCCCAGCGGCUGUCAACGUUUUCAAAUUGGGGUUCGGUCCAAUAUGGCGACAGACGGAUGGAAAUACUGAUGACAGUCCGAAAGAUCGCCUCGAUUUGUACGAUGGGCGCCAAUGCCUCAGCUUUGGAGAAGGAGAUCGGACCGGAACAGUUUCCAGUUAAUGAACACUACUUUGGAUUGGUCAACUUUGGGAACACCUGCUACUGUAACUCGGUGCUGCAGGCCCUCUACUUCUGCCGUCCUUUUAGGGAAAAGGUCUUGGCCUACAAGGUCCAGCCCAGACGUAAAGAGUCCCUGCUCACCUGUCUGUCUGACCUCUUCAACAGCAUCGCUACACAAAAGAAGAAGGUCGGCGUCAUCCCUCCCAAGAAGUUUAUCUCCCGUCUGAGGAAGGAGAAUGAGCUGUUUGACAACUACAUGCAGCAAGAUGCCCAUGAGUUCCUCAACUACCUCCUCAACACUAUCGCUGACCUGCUCCAGGAGGAGAAGGGCCAGGAGCGACAGCAGAACGGAAAACUGGUGCAGAACGGAGGAGGUGGGGGGAGCAGUGGGACAGGAGGAGGAGAGGGAGAUGAAGGGGAGAAGAUACAGCAGACCUGGGUCCAUGAGAUCUUCCAGGGCACCCUGACCAAUGAGACGCGUUGCCUCAACUGUGAAGCUGUGAGCAGUAAAGAUGAGGACUUCCUGGACCUGUCUGUCGACGUGGAGCAGAACACCUCCAUCACGCACUGUCUUAGGGGUUUCAGCAACACUGAGACACUAUGUAGUGAAUACAAGUACUACUGUGAACAGUGUCGGAGUAAACAGGAAGCACAGAAAAGGAUGCGUGUGAAGAAGCUCCCUAUGAUCCUGGCGUUACACCUGAAGAGGUUUAAAUACAUGGACCAGUUGCAUCGCUACACCAAGUUGUCCUAUCGCGUCGUCUUCCCCCUGGAGCUCCGCCUCUUCAACACCUCAGGAGACGCCACCAACCCCGACCGCAUGUACGACCUGGUCGCCGUGGUCGUCCACUGUGGAAGUGGUCCAAACCGUGGUCAUUACAUCACCAUAGUGAAGAGUCAUGGAUUCUGGCUCUUGUUUGAUGAUGACAUAGUAGAGAAAAUCGACGCCCAGGCGAUCGAGGAGUUCUACGGUCUAACGUCUGACAUUUCUAAGAACUCUGAGUCAGGUUACAUUCUGUUCUACCAGUCCCGGGACUGAACCAGCAAAUGGCAGCGGCCCAAGGCUGAAACGGGCCAUUGGGAUUGGGACUCAGCAUAGAGGGGAGAUGCUUGGGCAGCCACAGGCCCCGCCUAGCCCACCACCUGUUUUUAAAUAUUCAGGCUUUACAGCGGGAGCUGUGGAGUGCCGAGAGGAUGCAUGGAGGAGGAUCUUCAGCAGACAAGAGCCAACGAUGCCUGAGCAACUGAUCAGUUGAUAUGACAUCGUAGAAUGAAGAGCAGGUACCGGGGAUUGUUAUGUUUCGUCAUCCUCUCCUCCUUUUCAUCAUCAUCGUCCUGGUUGUCUUUUUUUGGGGUUUGACAGCAGAUUAGCAAUAUAUGGUGUGUUAGCUUGGCGAGCUCUCUGCUUACAUGGUGUGCCGAUGUGGCGCCAUUUACUGGUGUUUCAUCAAUUAUUGGUGUCCUUGUCAUAUUUAGUGCCACUCAGAGGGUCUAAACAGGAUUUGGGAUUGAUGAAAAGUGGAUCUGCCAUUUCUUGAAUGUUCUCAAUACUUUGUUGUUAGUUUGGAGAGUGGGGUGGAGAGUUGAGUUUGGUCCCUUUGCAGCUCACCGGGCCAGAUCUGGCAGUGUUUUAUUAUAUCAUGGUUCAGAUCCUGAAUGCUACACAUCUAUAUUACCAUCUGUUUAAAGGGACACACGCAUAUAAGCUCUCUAACUUCCCCCUCUGGCAACAACAGCAAACUACACCACCAACUACAAAUAACCUGCCAACCAGAUGUUUAUCUUAUAUCUGUCUCCUAAGCAAGCAAGUAUCUCACUGGUGUCAAUGGCUGUGCUUCAAAUGGCAGCAUAUUCCCUAUGUACUGCACUCUAUAAGUAGAGCACUAUAUAUGGAGUAGGCUGUCAUUUGGGAUAUAACCCAGCCAUCCUCUUUUGUGUCGUCUUUAACGCAGUAUAAACCUGAUUGGCUGCUGCAACAUUUAGCUCCUCUUCCUGUCACCUGAUAUGAAACUUCCAAUCAGAGCCUGAGGUAUACAAACAUUUCCUGUUUUAUUUUUUUUUGACCGUAGAAGUAAACCAAACAGCGGUUGUUUGGUUUAUAAUAUUAAGUACGUGCUACACUGCCAGUUGGGGUAAUAAACCUAACUUCACUCUUUUUAAAAGGCUUUGUCCCAAUAUCUAUUCUAGCACAAUACCAAGUAUGCAGUCCCAAUACAUUCUAAGUAAUAAGCUGGUGUAGGUAUUGGAACAGAGCCUGUACUCUCAACAGAAAGAUAAAUUGAUUAAGGCCCACUAUUCAUAAAAUGUCUCCAGAGCAGGAGUGCUGACCUAGGAUCAGUUUUGCCUUUUUAAAUCUGAUCCUAGAUCAGCACUCUUACUCUGAGAAGCUUUAUGAAUACAGGCCCUGAUCCAUCACUCUGACAUGGGAGGUGUUUAUGUUAGCUAGGCCCUAGAGUGGGACCUGUAUUAAAGUUGAAUGUAAGACAGUCUGCCGUUUUGUAAUAUACAGUACGAAACUGGCUGCUUAUUGGUUGGCCCAUACUUAGGGCCUGGAGUUUUUACCAAUCCUGACCAGUACUAGAUAUAUAGGUUGUGUCUUAAUGGCACCUGAUUCUCUAACAUAUAUUGCGCUAUUUUUGUCCAGGUCUCCUAGGGACUCAGCUGUGGUCUGACUAAGGCCCAGAGUUUUCUUAAAUCUCAAACACACCCCACCAGUUGGAGACCUAGGCACCUUAUUCACUACAUAGUGCACUACCUUUGUCCAGAGCCCUAGUGGGUAUAGGGUGCCAUUUUGUGUUUUUAGGCUAUACUCUGCAACCAUAUAUUAAUUCAUAUUUUAACGCAUAAACCAUUCCUUUGUGAGCUCAAAUCUAACUGUCUAAGACGUGCUGCUUGUUUUCAGGGUUAACUAAUUACUAAUAUGAGGUUGACAUUGGGGAAGGACAAACAAAACAUUUUACGUUGUGUAUAGAGUUGCAGAACUCCGGUAACUUUCCCAAAAUUCCGUCUGUAAGAUAUGCAGAAAUCAAGAAGAAAUAAGCUUGGAAAUCUGGAAUCCACCAACCAGAAAUCCUGGAGAACCUAGAAAUUUGUGGAAAAUUACCGGAUUUUUGCAAACCCUAACUUAACUGAUAUUGAAGGGCAAUUCAACCACAUUUGAAUUAUCUUCAGCACAAUACCAGUGUCUACCUAUGUGAAAAAUGCGCAUUUCUACGUUUUCAAAAAAUAUCUAAAGUUAAGUUCCACCCAAUGACAUCAUUAAAAGUUAAAACGGGGAUUUUGGCAGGGGAGCCUGGGGCGGCAGGUAGCCUAGUGGUUAGAGCGUUAACUAGACUAGUAACCGAGCUGAUAAGGUACAGAUCUGUCGUUCCGCAACCUGAACAAGGCAGUUAACCCACUGUUCCUAGGCUGUCAUUAAAAAUAAGAAUUUGUUCUUAACUGACUUGCCUAGUUAAAUAACGGUGAAAUACAUUUCCUAACUCUUGAGAUUUACAGUGAAGUGCGGAUCAAGAAAAUACCCUCCCACUGGCGAGAUCAAAAUAUCUGUAACAUGCGUUUGUUUUCCGACAAUGCAGAGAGGAGAAAAAGGAGAACCUGAUAGAAAAAUAAUAGCACAAGGAAUAAAUACACAAUGAGUAACGAUAACUUGGUACCAGUACCAAAGCUAAAAAGUAUUUUUGCAGUACUUUAAUCCUACCCUGUGAUGUCACAGAGAAGCGUUUUUUCCCCCUUUGUCUUUUUAACCAGAGAUCAUGGAAAUGUGCUGUUUUCGCAUAUGUUGGCACUGGUAUGAUGUUGGAGAUAUGAGGUUGAAAAGUGGAGGAUUUGCCCUUUUUAAAUGCUAGAUUGUGUGACUUGCUACUCUACUUAGAACGUGUUUGGAUUGUGAGGGAGCUAAACUCAUUAAUGAUUGAACUUAGGCUAUUACGAUCUAAAGUAUUUACCUAGUACACUCUUCUAGCCUAUAGGGUUACACUCUCCCUGGGUGAGUCCCAAAGGGAACCCUGUAUCUCUUGUAGUGCACUACUUUUCACCAGGGCACGUAAGGAAUAGGGUGCCAUUUGGGACGCACUCUCUGUCUACCCUGUCUGCAUCUCUGUACUCCGUAACCUUUGGUGAGUGAAAUGAGGUGUUGCAUACCAGAGGUGUGUGUAUAACAGUGGUUUGACCCCUUUUCUUGCUGCUGACAGUGCAACUGACGUGUGUGUGUGCGCGUGCACACACACACACACACACAGCCAAUUAUCACGUUUGGGUUGAUUUGUGUUUGAAGUGAGUGAUCGCGAGCACACGCCGCAGGACAUGCAUGGCUGGACACAGUGCAGAGAAACAGGUGUCAAUCAGCUUUCCAUAGUGUGUAUUCCAGCCUAACUGACAGAGGGACAUGUAAUGUAACCUAAUGUUAAAGGUAGACUCGGUGAAAUGAUGUUGCCACGAACAGCACUGCCGACAUUUUGCGAUGAGCAAGACAUCGCUCCCAAAGAGUCAGACGCAGUAUUUGCGACUGUGCACGGGCUUGCUUGACGCCGAGAUGUUUAGCCUCGCGCCUCAGCGCUCUUAGUUGCGGAAAUCGGCCCACUAUGCUGUUUACUCUGUGCACCUACGCCAUAUCCCCGAGUCUCCC